Aspergillus niger is the source of this 1173-nucleotide messenger RNA. RefSeq lists its product as uncharacterized. The record is from RefSeq and is a predicted model, not a curated record. The transcript is spliced from 4 exons. NCBI's taxonomy places the organism in Eukaryota, Fungi, Ascomycota, Eurotiomycetes, Eurotiales, Aspergillaceae. The coding region runs from base 1 to 1173 and encodes 390 amino acids.
AUGGCCUACUGCAAAGAGCUCUCGGGUAAUAACCUUGCGCUGCAGGGUCAGGCUGACACCCUGUGUUGGGGCGGGUCCGAAAUUGCCAGCGUCCCGUCUCAUGGGAUGAUGGGUUUGGAUUGGCCAACCCGCCCCAAGUCCAAGGUCUACUGCGGGGUUGAAAGGCGCACGUCCUCCACUCCUGCUUCCAAAAACAAUGGGGCUUUCUGCGCAAGCCUGAAUCCCUCGCUGUAUCCCUCUGGCCCACUCACUCGACUAAGAAAAAAUGGUCGGGGUGCCCGGUCAAUAUGGCGGGUGUGCGACAUGUCGCAGGAGGAAAAAAGGCCCCCGUCUGGGAAACAGUGCGACAGGAAGACCCCUUUUUGUACCCAGUGCGUUCAAGCUAACCUCGUAUGCGAGGGAUACUCUCGCAACUAUUCGGUCUGGAUCAACUCGACAGACGGCGAGAAUCGCAAGUACACCAAGUGUACCGGCAGCGUACAAUCUCGUAGACGUGGGGCUCCAGAAAUCACCCUGCAUGAGUCGCUGGCGAGAAGUACCAGAGAGGUUACCUACGUGGGUCUUUAUCUGGCAGCGUUCUUACCAAACGGUCGCCUUUUCACGAAGGAGGCCGCGCAGAUAUCCUCUGCCGGGUGGCUAAGACACCUUGACAAAUUAUGUCGGUCUGAGAAAACUCUGCGCUUCAUUACCCUUGCUCACGGGCUGUUAAUGCUGGCUACGAGAGACAACGACAGCCAGCUGAAGUUCAAGGGCGUCCAGGCACACAGCAUAGCGCUGCAGGAAAUGCGCACAGCCCUGCGGGAUCCACAAAGGGCCUCGGGAGAUGGGAUCUUGGCCGCUAUUCGGCUGUUCCGCUUUUAUGAGAUUCUCUAUGGCGCCGAGUCCCGUGGUUCGGACAAAGAAAACCCUACCCUCCAGAUCAAGGGGUACUACGCCCAUACUGACGGUGAAAUGGCCUUGUUCAUGAACAGGGGCUGGCAGAAGGAUUGGAGCGAAGCCGGAAUGUACUUACUCGUAAGCGGCCGGAUUGUGUCAGUAAGUUUUCCACCAUCGGAUUCCGUCAACGGACCAUCCAUAUUCAUUGGUAUAUGUGUAGUUCAUUCUAGGCGUCGGACGAAGAAAGCGUUCGCCCUUCAGCGACAACAACUGGAUGUCAGCACCCUGGAAAUAUAG